Messenger RNA from Vespa velutina, 5088 nucleotides. RefSeq lists its product as uncharacterized. The coding region runs from base 124 to 4857 and encodes 1577 amino acids. NCBI's taxonomy places the organism in Eukaryota, Metazoa, Arthropoda, Insecta, Hymenoptera, Vespidae. The record is from RefSeq and is a predicted model, not a curated record. Gene Ontology annotation, biological process: detection of chemical stimulus involved in sensory perception of smell; sensory perception of smell. The transcript has 17 exons. Gene Ontology annotation, molecular function: olfactory receptor activity; odorant binding. Gene Ontology annotation, cellular component: plasma membrane.
ACGGUGUUGAAUCAAAACGUAGAACGCCGAAGUGCAUUCGCGCUUGCGCGUAUCGAAGCUUUGGGAGCACAAGUAUCCUUCCGGUAAAGUCUUCAGUAGGUCUCGUGCGCGCAAACUGUCAUAAUGCACGAUCGAUUGAACGAUCGUCGAGACAAUAAUACAGGAAUAGGAAAUAAAAAUUAUCAGAAAGAUAUUCGAUACGCUCUGCAAUUCUGUCGUUGGGUUCUCAAACCGAUUGGUAUCUGGCCGUUGAUAUACGAUGGUGUAACGAAAAGGGAAAUAAUUAUUUCGAUCGUUCUCGGUUUCGCUUGCGUUUCCUGUUUAUGCUUUGUCCUCAUACCGUCCGGUCUCCAUACAUUGAUCUACGAGAAGAAUAUAAACGUUAAAUUGAAACUUUUCGGGCCUGUUGGCUUUUGUCUCACGUCAACGAUAAAAUAUUGUUACCUUGGUAUAAAAGGAAAAGCCAUUGGUCGUUGCAUCAUCUACAUGGAGAAAGAUUGGAGGCAUAUAGGAGACGAAGAUUAUCGAAAGAUCAUGAUCAAGCACGCUACGGUAGGUCGCAAUCUUACCAUUCUUUGCGCCAGUUUUCUCUACAGUGGUGGCAUGUCCUAUCAUACGAUUAUGCCGUUGUUCUCGCGCAAAAGAAUCGAUGAGAAUCAUACGAUCAGACCUCUAACUUAUCCGGGAUAUGAUCACUUUUUUGAAUCGCAAGCUAGUCCAACUUACGAGAUCAUUUUUAUUACACACUGCAUAUACGCCUUGAUAACGUACAAUAUAACUACGGCGACCUGUAGCUUGGCGGCUACCUUUGUCAGCCAUGUUUGCGGUCAAGUGCAAAUUAUUAUAUCUCGAUUGGACGAUCUCAUCGAUGGUAAAAGAAGCAAAAAUACAUUAUUAGCGGAUCGUCUUGCAGUGAUUAUUCAGGAUCAUGUCAAGAAUACAAUGUCUCUGAUCGUACAACAUGCAGGUAAGGUAAAUAUUUCUAGAUUUUCAGAACAAGUCGAUAAAGUUCUACGUGAAGUGUGUUUAAUGGAAUUAGUUGCCUCCACCUUAAUUAUAUGUCUACUUCAAUAUUAUUGCAUGACGGAAUGGACUAAUAACGACGCUAUUGCCAUUCUCACGUACUUUAUCCUCCUAGUUUCUUUCACUUUUAAUAUUUUUAUCUUUUGCUACAUCGGUGAGCUGCUCGUUAAUCAGUGCAGAAAAAUUGGUGCAGCCUCUUAUAACAUCGAAUGGUAUCGUCUGACUGCAAAUAAAGGUUUAGACCUUGUUUUAUUGAUAGCGAUAGCGAAUUAUCCACCAAAAAUAACCGCUGGGAAGAUAUUCGAGUUGUCAUUCGCGACUUUCGGUCGUGUGAGUAUUCCUAUUUUCGGUGUUUGUGUAUAUCCAAGCAUCAUGCACGAUGCAUCUUACUCAAUGACGUUCAUAGAGAAGGAUAUCAGGGAGAACGCGUAUUACGAAAGCGACAAACGUUAUAUAAUGCGAUUUCCUCGUUUGGUUCUAACACCAAUCGGUAUUUGGCCUUUAUUAAAAGGACAGGUAUCAAAAACGGAAAAAUUUCUAUCGUUUAUUUUUCUCGUAACAUGUUUUGUCCUAAUGUGCUUCAUCCUGAUACCCUCGACGAUUAAUAUAUUGGUGUUUGAGAAUGAUAUUAAUAUAUUAAUGAAAAAUAUCGGUCCAACCAUUUUUUGCUUCUCUUCGGCCAUAAAGUAUUUCUACUUUGUUUGGCAUAGACACGACUUCAGGAUUUGCAUAGAAUACGUGGAAAAUGAUUGGAAGGCCGUACGAGAAAAAAAAGAUCGUAUUAUCAUGUUGAAAUAUGCGAUCCUCAGUCGAAGACUUACCAAACUCAGUGCAAUCUUUCUUUACGUCGGCGGUAUAUCUUUUCACACGAUCAUGCCGUUUAUCGCUGGACAUCAUUUCGUCGGGAACGUGACAGUCAAAACAUUGAUAUAUAAUGGAUACGAUAUAUUUUUCGAUUAUCAAACGAGUCCAGCUUACGAGAUCGUCUUAUCCAUUCAUUGUUUUACGGCCGUCAUUAUGUAUAACAUUACUACGGCGUCAUGCAGCCUCGCUGCGGUAUUUGUCACUCAUGUCUGUGCUCGGAUCGAAAUAGUGAUGUCGCGUAUCAAUGAUCUCGUCGAUGAUACCUCCGACAAUUACAAGUACAUCAGUUAUCGUCUUGCUACGAUCAUCCGGGAACAUGUUAACGUAUUAAGGUUUGCAAAAAUCAUUGAAAGGGUCUUACGUGAAAUAUGCUUAAUCGAGCUAGUUGUAUCCUCGCUUACCACAUGCUUAUUAGAAUAUCAUUGCAUAACGGAAUGGGAAAAUAGCGACGGAAUUGCGAUUUCCAUAUAUUUUAUUUUGUUCGUUUCUUUGAGUUUCAACAUUUUUAUCUUUUGUUAUAUAGGAGAACUUCUCGUCGAGCAGUGCAGUCAAGUUGCCCAAGCUUGCUACAAUAAUAGAUGGUAUUAUCUGUCCAAAAAGAAAGCCCUCGAUUUUCUUUUGAUAACAAUGAUAUCUCAAUAUCCUCCAAAAAUUACGGCCGGCAAAAUAUUCGAACUCUCGUUAUAUACAUUCGGUAAAGUUCUAAACACCUCCUUCGUUUAUCUAAACGUACUUCGAACGAUCACAAAAGAAACUGUCACGAGUUUCUCUAGCGUUUGCUUUGUCCUGAUACCGGCCGGUCUCUAUACGCUCUUUUACGAGCACAAUAUAAAUAACAAAUUAAAGCUUUUUGGACCAAUCGGUUUCUGUUUGACCUCGACUAUCAAAUACUGUUACCUUGGGCUAAAAGGUGAAGCCAUUGGGCGUUGUAUCGCGCACGUCGAAAAUGAUUGGGAGACGGUGCUCGAUCGGAAUCAUCGAACGAUCAUGAGGAAAUAUGCUACCGUCGGUCGUAAUCUAACUAUUCUCUGCGCCCUUUUUCUUUAUAGCGGUGGUAUAUCCUAUCAUACGGUCAUGACGUUGUCCAUGACCAAGAAGAUCAAUGAAACUCUCACAAUAAAGGCGCUCACCUAUCCAGGAUAUGACAGAUACUUCGACGUGCAAGCUAGUCCAACUUACGAGAUCGUCUUUUUUCUGCAUUGCGUGUGCGCUAUGGUGAUGCAUGGCAUAACGACGGCUGCCUGUAGUUUGGCAGCUAUUUUCGUCACUCAUGCUUGUGGCCAAAUACAAAUUAUCAUGAUUAGAUUGAAUGAUCUCGUUGAAGGUAAAGAGAGCGGUGACAUCAAACUUAACGAUCGUAUGGCUAUCAUUAUCCGAGAUCAUGUAAAAACAUUAAGCACUCAUAUUAAUGAGAAUGUAACAAACGUGUCGACGGACGAAACGAACGAUUAUUGCAGAUUUUCCGCGGAAGUCGAAAAGGUCUUAUGCGUCGUAAACUUGUUAGAAUUAAUAGCAUCUACCUUGAUCAUUUGUUUACUGGAGUAUUAUUGUAUUACGGAGAACUAUUGGUCGAUCAGAGUGGACGCGCUUGCGCAUCCCUUUAAAUCGAAUUAUUCCUAUUCCUUCGCAUCAUCCUCAUGCAAUCAAAUUGACGUGAACAAACUCCCGCGCUCAUGUUUACGUUCAGUCAAGCUCACGCUCUUGAACUGUGUUCAACUGUGUCCUAUCGAUCAUAGGACUGAGGUGUCAGUGAAUAAUUUUUCUAAACGUAUUGGAACAAUGUUGGAGGAAAAUAACAAGAAUUACGCGAUACAACUCUGUCGUUUCGUGUUAAAGCCAAUCGGACUUUGGCCAAUGGUUUACAAAGACGUAUCGAUUACAGAAAAAAUCCUUUCUGCCGUAUUAGCGAUCAUGUGUUUCUUUACGAUUUGUUUCGUUCUACUACCGGCCGGUUUUUACACGCUAUUUUACGAGCACGACGUAAAUGCCAAACUGAAGCUUUUUGGGCCAGUUGGCUUUUGUUUAACCUCAACCAUUAAGUAUUGCUAUCUUGGAUUGAAAGGCGAGGCCAUUGGACGUUGCAUCGCGCACGUCGAAAACGAUUGGAAGCUGGUGCGCGAUCGGAAUCAUCGAACGAUCAUGAUGGAAUAUGCUACGCUCGGUCGUAAUCUCACUGUUCUCUGCGCCCUUUUUCUUUUCAGCGGUGGCAUGUCUUAUCAUACGGUCAUGACGCUCUCCUCGAGCAAGAAGAUCAAUGAAACUCUUACAGUAAGGGUGCUUACCUAUCCAGGAUACAACAGGUAUUUCGACGUACAGGCUAGUCCAACUUACGAGAUCAUCUUCUUCCUUCAUUGCUUGUGCGCCAUGGUCAUGUAUAGCAUAACAACGGCUGCCUGUAGUUUGGCAGCUACAUUUGUUACACAUGCUUGCGGCCAAGUACAGAUAAUCAUGACAAGAUUGAGCGAUCUCGUCGAAGGUAAGGACAGCAAUAACAUUGAACUAAACGAUCGUCUGGUCAUCAUUGUUCGAGAUCACGUCAAAACCUUAAGAUUUUCCGUACAAGUUGAAAAAGUGCUGCGUGAAGUAUGCUUACUGGAAUUGGUAGCAUCCACAUUGAUCAUAUGCUUGCUCGAGUAUUAUUGUAUGACGGAAUGGGAAAAUAACGAUCCAAUUGCAACUUUGACGUAUUUCAUCUUGUUAAUUUCUUUCACUUUUAAUAUAUUUAUAUUUUGCUAUAUCGGUGAAUUGCUAGUUGAUCAGUGUAAAAAAGUCGGAGCUGCAUCAUAUAACGUCGAGUGGUAUUGUUUACCAAAAAAUAUUGGCCUCGGCCUAAUCUUAUUGAUAGCAAUCUCGAAUUAUCCACCUAAGAUUACUGCUGGAAAAUUAUUUGAGUUAUCUCUUUUUACAUUUGGUAGCGUGCUUAAGACGUCCCUCAUUUAUCUUAACUUAAUUCGGACGAUUACAGAUUAAAUUGAAGAUAUCGAACAAUCAAAUUAGUUUUUCUCAUAAGCAUAUGUAAUUAAUUAAAUUUGCAUUUAUUUUACGAUAAAUAACAGAUGAAAUUUAUUAAGAAUAUGAAACUGUUGCGUAAUACGAAACAGGUAAAUUUACUUUUUGGAAUAUAACUUUUACAAUACAGACAUCGAGUUAAAUGAAUGUAACUAAUUAAAAUUAUCCAAUUGUAUUGUUAUUUAUAAUAAA